AUGCAGUACCACAAUGGCACAGAUGGCGUUCCAUCGCAUCUAGAGGAGUUCCAUAAUGGCGUGCACCCGCGCUACGUUCACUUUUUCAGAUUCGCCUUAUCAACGACAAACACACUCGUGCGUCUUCCGCCAGACCACGACCUCGCGAAGCUCUAUCCACCCUUUGAGCAGCAGUUUCCGGUUGAACAACAAGACCUCACCGAACUUUGGGCAGGCGCAGGCGUUGCAGGUGUUGGAUUUGAGACCGCUGGCUUCAAGAAAACGAGGAUACUGGAAAAUGAUCCAUAUGCGCUGCAAACAAACAUCGGCAAUUCGAGCGGCCAUGUGGAGAUUUUGCAUGUGCCAGAUGCAGCGACCUUGGAGAAGCCGUAUGCGGGAUGCGACUUUUCGGCCGUCCUCAAGGGUGUACACAUGCAGACUAUUGUGCUGCCUUCCCAGAUCGGUGUGGUAACAACAACGUUCCCAUGCACCCAUAAUAGUGGUGCCAACGCGUACAAGGAUGGCGAGAAAUCCGAAAUCGAUCGGGCAUCCCUGCCUUCGGAUAUUAGCAUGAAGAUACUGAACGCAUUCCCUGCUCACUACGGACUUCUGGAAAACUUGCCCGCGUUAGAGACGAAUCAACCACGGACUUUCGCCGCCUACCAGGCACUGCUCCUACGCUCGAAGUACCAGCUUCGCAAGUUCCGAUGCAACGCCGCAGAGUACGGACUGCCUCAGGACCGACCGCGGGUGUUCUUGGUGUACGCCCCAUCAUGCUGCACGCUUCCGGUGGAGCCGAUUCCGACGCACAUCACUGAAACAAGUAUCUCGGCGCUCCUGGAACCGCCUACAAUUCGGGAAGCUAUUGGCGAUGUGGCAAACGAUGCUGUUGAGGACCUUUACGCUUCGCCACCUCAGAUCUCGGAACAGGCCAGAAGACUGAUUCCCCAUAUCAAGCGUCCAGGGAACAUCAACGACCUGAGAGGAAGCAGAUGGGUCAAAAGCGGAGAAAAACUAGAUUCAUGCAAACGACCUUCAUGGAACGUCCCCGGCGAAACCUUUGGAACGGUCAUGUGCAGCUCGAAGAAAGGCGACGCGCAUCCCAUCCACGACCGAAAGCUGAACCUGAGGGAACGGAUGCGGCUCCAGGCCUUACCAGACAAUUUCAUUUUCUACGGCCCGGAACGCGAACAAUACCGGCAAUUGGGGAACGGAGUCCCGGUUGCCGUUACGUUCGCCAUAGCGAUGGAGAUUCGGAAGGCUAUGAGCCAGGAUGAGCGGCGUGGGGUCUGUUGGGGUGGGUGA
Molecule: messenger RNA, 1284 nt
Organism: Fimicolochytrium jonesii
Lineage: Eukaryota; Fungi; Chytridiomycota; Chytridiomycetes; Spizellomycetales; Powellomycetaceae
Product: S-adenosyl-L-methionine-dependent methyltransferase
Exons: 5
Coding region: 1-1284 (427 amino acids)
Cellular component (GO): nucleus
Molecular function (GO): methyltransferase activity
Source: RefSeq, a predicted model, not a curated record